GGACGCGGCGGGUCUCGGGAAAGGGAGCGCACUGUUUGCGCAUGUAGUGCGCUAGUACGCGGACCGCACCGAGAACAGUCAGUGUAGACCUCGACAGGCUGCGUUUUAGAAAGUUCAGCAUGGAACGGAAGUUUUAAAGUAGUUUUAGAUAUAUUUUUAAAGAAGUGUGUAUUUAUUAUACUCAGGUGUUGUUGGUUUCUUCGACUAGAAAUGGCCGGUUUGAAAAGGCAGCGGUCGUGGCAUGAAGACUUCCCCAGGAACUUUCUGAGACUCUUCUCGAGAAAUAAAGCCUUCGAGCAAAACAAAACCGAGCCGGAGAGGGAGAAGCGGGAGGAACUUGAGGAUGACGGUGCUGCCAGCCAGUCUAGUGAGGUCCACUCGCUGCUCACACCUGAACAUCACCUGAACGCAUCAUCAUUAGCACAGGUGCUGGAACACUCGGAGCAGGACGGGGCACUGGAGGGAGACGGUGUGUGCGAUCACGAGGACGGUGUUCAGGGGGAUGCAGAGAGCGACCCUCCUACCAUAACACCCCCUGUCUCUGAGCCCUGCUCUCCACUGCCCCCUGUAGACGGUUUCUUCAGGCGCUUGGGCAGCCUGUUUCUUUUCACUCGAGCUCAGCCUGGAGAAGAGGACACACAGCAUACGGUAAAGAAAGAUGCAGAGACAAGUGAGGAAAAAGAAGCAUACAUCCAGCCACUGAAACCCCAGGAGGUGUCUCACUGUACUGCAGGUCCAGAGGUCGAAGCCACAAUUCAAACUGGGCAAGACGUACAAGAUACACAGCUGCAGGAAGAGGCUUUGGCCAAAGAGGAUGGAAAUACAGCAAUAGAGAACCCGUCUGCUGCUGUGGAAGAAGAGAACGAGGAGAAAGAAGAGCAGGAGCGGCGUCGUGCUCUGGCAUGCCCCCCAGUGGUAACACAUGUGACGUACCGUGGCCUUAGGAAAAUCAGGAAGAUGAAGAGGAACCAGGAAGUGCAAAUCUACUCCCCAAUCUCGGAGGGAGAGGAGGGGCAGUGCAAAGUUGAUGUGGGUCUGUCUGCCUCCGAAGAAGAAGAAACAGAGCAGAAUGAGGCAAACACAGGCAGUCAUGUCAUACCUCCCCCCACAGAGAUCCUUUCAGGACAGCCUAACCCGAAAACAUUAUCUUCAAACGGUGUUUGUUCUGAUUAUGCUUCAGUGGGUUCUUCCACUGUAAACUCCAACACUUGCAGAAAAGCAGAGGCAGAAGGAACGCACAGUGCUUUGAGCUCAAGUGCCUUACAGAUACACACCAAGGCCAAUAUAAAUUCUUUAGACUUUGAUACUGGUAAGAUGUGUACGAAUGAGGAUAGUGCCUGUAGGUCUACUAUUUUAGAGGCGGUUAUCGUUGGUGAAGCUCAUAUCCAUAAGUCCGAGCCAUUCGAAUCUGAAUCGGAGCUUGAGACUUGUCUACAUUCAGAGUCUCUUUAUAUGGAGGAUCUGAUGUUUGACUUUUUAGCUGAAACCCCAGGUACUUCCCAAAUGCAGCCGUCCAACGCUGAUACUGCCGCAAACUCGAACACACAUUUUCCUGAAAUUAACACUGCCUCCAACUUGCACACAAACUCCGCUGGUUUGAAAAUUGCUCCUGAUUCCUGGCAGGAUAGCAAACUGUCUAGUUCUGGCCUAGAUGGAUGGGACCAUAAGGAAACCCGAGCCCCGGGGUUACCAUCUGUAGCAGAAAUUUCGGGACACGCCGCCUGGCAGGCGGAGUUCAUCCUGGACGAUGAAGAGACAGAACAGCUGGAUGUAGAUAGAGAGACACUACAGCUAGAGUCCAAAAAGUUAGUAGACAGCAUUCUCACAAAUGCUCUGGCUGCCCUGGAGAGGAUUGACGUUUCUGAGCGAGAAAGUGAGACUCGAUCAAGAGAUGAGUUUAUUGAGGGGAUGGAGAAUCUCAUCUUUAUGGGACCAAAGGAUGAAGAAACCAGCCUGGGGCAGGCACUGAGAGAACAUUUACCUGUUCAGGGUGAUGGGAAUCCCCAGACAACCAUCUCUGAUGGAACUUUGGGCAGCAGGAUACAGACAGAUGGGAGUCGGUCCACCCCGUCCUCAGGCUACGAGUCCAUUGCUGGUUCAGACACGGAUAUCCGGACCAGUGUGGCCAUUAGUGCUGAUGUUACCUCGACCAGUGGGCUAUUCAGCAUGCAGGAACUCCGAGAGGAAACGGUGAGUGGAUGUUAUCCAGAUGAUGUUACCAAGCUGAGCAUGGAGAGGAAUUCUGCCUCUCAAAAUGAUAAACCGGACUCUCUCCAUCACAGUCCUGCUUUGCUACUUGGAGUAAAUCUUGAGAAGGGAGGACCUGCCACAACUAAGACAAACAAUGAACAAUUACACCAGUAUGUUUUUAGUGAUAGCAAUAUAACGUCUGGACAGCCAGCCACAUCUGAAACUUCAUGCGAGUUACACAGAGGACAGGCACAGUGUGUUUUGGAUGAGCACGUUUGUUUUCCGCAGAACAAGAAUGACCCAGGGCUUGAGUAUUCAGCCAAAGACAAUCUAGAAAGCAAUAAUCAUGGUCAUGCAUUGCACAUGAACUCAGGUGAUGUAUCUACAAUCAUUAACGCUAUGGAAUCAAGCCAAGUAGAGGGCAUGAGAAAAAGCUUGUCUCAAGUCGGUGUAAAUAACCCAGAUUCGGAACAGCUUGCUGAAAAUAACGUAUUUCUAGUACAAGAGUCCUCUGAAAACGAGGACGGGCCAAAUCCGUCAGUGGUCCAAAGCUAUGCACAUGACAAGAUGAUAGAACCUCAUCUGAUCAGUUGUGAGAGUUCGGACAAGCCCACAUUGGUUUCUCAGGAUAUAAAAAGUGGAGAUACACAAGGGUCAUCGAACUGUGCAGGCACAGGGGAGCCAAGCUUAGUCCCAGAUGUGGCACCUUUAGCAUAUGCAGUUGAGCCUGGACCAGAUGGUGAGACCUGGGAGGAGGAGAAGGCCUCUGCUGGUCCACAGCGCUGGCUGCUCAGUUCAGAGACACCAGCUGGUUCUAGCGAUGACUCGGAGUGUUUCCGAGCAGUUAAAGUGACUGUUGUUAAUGACCAGAGCCAGGAAGAUGAUGCACUAAAGUCAGAUUCCUCAAGAGGACUGAGCAUGGACAGAGCCGCUGGCAGGCUAGCAGCCUUUCCAGUUUCAGCUAGACCUCACCUAGACCUCCCUGGCACCUUUGCCAUAAUCAGCGAGGAGGAGGAGACUGAUACAGUGUUUGUGAAUGACACGGGGCCUUUGCUGAGUCCGAGCACACGUCGGGUCAAGAUCUACCCCUUUUCCCUUUCCCCAAUAUACGAGGAAGACAGUGGAAGAGAGGACGCCUCACGGGACGAUGUGCUGCAUGUGCCCCCAGCCACAGAGGAGGAGCAGCGGAGUGUGGAACAGCAAGCCUCCUCCAUCCUUUCGCUCCUGCAGUCUGUCAGUGAGAGGUUGCAAUCGUCCACCUUUACCAGCUCUGAGACAGAGGAAGAAGUGGAAGACAGGCCAGAUGAACCGGAGUACCCUCAGCGUUUUCUCAGGCCCCUUUGGGAUCGCUAUGAUGAUAACGACGACAAUGAUGCCACAGUUGAUGGAGAGUCGAGCUUGCUGUUACACCAACAGCUCACAGGGACAACGUUCCUCAGUAAGGAACCAACGAAGGAUGAGGACUCUCCUCCCAGCCUUAGUCCACAACAGAAAACCAGUGAAACUCAGGAUGGGGAUUUGGAAGGAAAUCGUUGUGAAGCCACUCUGAGCAGUGCUGUAAGGACUGCCAAUACUCCGUUCUAUCAAUAUUUGAAAUCCAAUGUAGUGCCAUCACUUGCCACAGAGAGUAAAUCUUUUCCUAAUGGGGAAAGUUUGACCAGUACUACCGUGAUAGAGAUGGGAGGGUUUGGGAAAGUCAGUCCACGGCCUACUCUGCUGCACAUCUACGAGGGUCUGGCACCAUGUGGGAAAAGGAUUGAGAUCUGCGGGGACGUGGAGGAUGUGGGGGAAUUUUUUUUCCCACAAGAAGCCACAGUCCAGGCCCAGAGAGGGUGUUGGCUACUGUACGUGGAACGGAGAUACCAGGGAUCUUGUAUCCUGCUUGAAGAGGGACAGACUAUACAGACCAGUGGCGAGACUAGAGAGCGGGAUGGGCCCUCUGCUCCUGCCACAUUGUCUGUUGGCUCUUUCAGGAGAGCAGUGAAGGAUGACGCUGUUCCAGAGAUUCAUCUCCAGUUAGCGAGUGCUAAGAAGAAAGAGCAUGUUUGUCUCCACUCUGAAGCUGAUGACAUAGGCGCACAUGACCCUGUCCACCUCUCUGACCUCAGUGUGCGCUCUGGAUGCUGGGUGGCCUACGAUGGUGCUGGAUUCACAGGAAAUAGCACGGUUCUGGAAGCUGGAGGCUUGACCACACCCAUUCUACAGAAUGCUCCCAUCUCCUGCGUGCGGUCACUGCGUCCAAUGAGAAUGGGAGGUCUGAGAGUACGAAGACCUCUGGAUCCUAAGAUGGUGAUGUAUGAGAAGCCGUUCUUUCAGGGUCGAUGCAAGGAGCUACUGGAGAACACACCUAGCCUAGAAACUGCUGACGGAGUAGUACGUGUCUCUUCGCUACGAGUCACUGGUGGAGUGUGGUUGGGCUACUCCUGUGAAAACUACAGAGGGCAACAAUGUCUGCUGGAGGAAGGCGAGUACAGCAACUGUACCACGCUCUUCAGUGAACCAGGAAACGUUCUAAGAUCCUGCCGCUUCCUUCAGGCUGAUUUCAUUGAGCCUGCGGUGUCGCUUAACAGUUGCGGGGAGCAGAUUGAGCUUGUGGACCAGGACGUGGCGGACCUGCAGCAGGCUGGGCUAGUGAAUGAAGCAAACGCCAUCCACGUUAGAAGUGGAGUGUGGGUAGCCUACAGCGGGAGAUAUUUCACAGGUGAACAGUGUAUACUUGAGAAGGGCCGAUACUCUGGAGCAUUAGACUGGGGUGGCAGGGAGUGUUCACCCGUCUCCAUCCGGGCUGUACGGAGGGAGCUUUGUGGAGAAAUGGAUCCAAAGUUCAUGCUGUGUGCCUACAGCAAACCAUGCUUUGCGGGAGAAAGCAGAGAAUUUGAAAGUGAAGUGGCAGACUGUCCCAUGUCAAAUCCCACGUCAUUCCGAGUAAUUCAGGGCAGGUGGUUGCUGUACGAUGAAAAGGGUUUCUGUGGUAACCAGUUUGUCCUUGAAGAGGGCUUUUAUCCAGACCUCACCUCCUUUGGCUGCAUGGCAACAGCCAUUAAAUCCUUCAAACCCAUUCAAUAUAGCUUCUCGGAGCCCUCCAUCAGCCUCUUUUCACUGAGCUCGUUUGAGGGGUUGAAGACUGAGACAGGUUUACCCAUGGAGACCAUGAGCAACUUCUUUACUCAGUCUCUUCAAGUCAACAGUGGCCUGUGGGUGGCAUACGAAUUCAGCCAGUUUAAGGGCCGUCAGAUGCUGCUGCAAACCGGCGAGUUUCCAUGUUGGAGUGAUUACAGUGGCUGGGACACCAUCGGCUCCCUCCACCCACUUAGACAGCGAAGGGCGUAUGUGCAGGUGAAAAAUCGAGCUCUGGGGAUGGCACUGACUGUAGAGAGAACCGGGGAACACCCGUGUCCUGCCAGACUCUCACUGCGUCCUACUGAACACUCACUACACGCACAGCACUGGGUGUACACACAGUCUCGGCUCAAGAGCAAGGUGGGGAAGGGCUGCAUGUCUGUGAUUGGUGGGAAGGCAGGUGCGGGGGCCAGAGUGGCUUUAUGGGAAGAGCAUGGGCGACUGAAUCAAAGGUGGAGUUUAAAUGAAAAUGGGACUAUCGCUUCUCAUUUAAACCACAGCCUAGUACUGGAUCAGAAAGGAGGGAGUGGAAUAGACAAGGACCAUAUGAUCCUCAGUGAGUUUUGUCCUGAUCGAGCCACACAGUUCUGGGACAUAGAGGUGCUUUAGUGCUGAGGCCAAGUAUCUGUUUCCCUGAAACAUGGACAGUUUCAAACUAAACAGCACUGCCUCCACCCAGCUACAGACGAACAGGCUGAAAUCACUGUUCCUUAAAACCUCGCCCUGAGGAGCCUCAGCAGUUCUCAUUAAGUUCUGCAUCUCAAUCCUAACACAUCAACUUGUUCAACCCAUUAGGUGAUGUUUAGGCAGUUGAUUCGGUUCUGAUCAUGGUGAAUACCACCAAGUGUAAUCAAAAGCUGGAGGUUCUGUUUUGUGUCAUAGUUUAGAACAAACGAGGAGGAAAGCCUGUUUCGAGAGGUGACCAACACCCAAAACCACUACGCAAGUCUAGGACUGUUCAAGCGCAGACUACGUGAGGAGAACAGAGCAGUUUGCAGUUCCUGUUUGAGGCAACAUAAAGAGUAGGAAUUAUAUGCUUGCUUUUUUUUUGUUCUCUAAAGCACAUUUGCACUAUUAAGCUCUUCAUUUGAACAGGACUGGCCCUUUUGUAAGUUUAGUGCAUUCCCCUUAUGCACUGCUACUGGAUUAGAACACUUGAUGUCCUCUUUCAGCCUCAAAUGAUGUCAAAACUCCCUUUACUCAGACAAACACGGGCCGAGAGCCAGCGCUUACUUCUGGUAGUCAGGCUGUGUACAGAGAAUUAUUUAAAGCUGGUCAAAUCACUGGAUUUAUCACAGAGCGCUGCGUGUAUGAUAUUCGGGAAAAGAUGUAUGUAUUGAAUGCCAUGUGCAAAGGAAAUGUGUACAGUUAUUAAGCUCUGUUUUUAAAUGUUAUUAAGAUUAAAGAUAUUACAAGCUGGUGUGCUGGUUGAAUGAAAAGUUUCCAGCCCUUUAUCUGGAAGACAGCAGAUCCUAGACCGUACCGGAAAGAACGGGAGUGUUGCUCUCACAAUGGUACUGAGAGGAUCCUUGCUACACGUCACUCAGACUGAGACAUCACGACACAAUAGCACAGUAUGUACCAGAAGAAUACCUUUACUGUUACACAUGCUCAUGUGUCACUCUCCCAUAUUGCUGAUAUUCCAACUGGACAGGCAGGUCAGUAGUGCAAGAGUAUGAGAAGCCUGUAAGCUGUGGAUCACACGCUGAACAACAAUAGGAGAUGAGGUCAGUGUCAUCACUCAUGCUUUCUGGUUGGAAGGCAGUAUAACCGCCGAAUCUUCGAAGGCUCACACAAGGCACAGACUUCCCUCAAAUUGCCUCCCCCCCAAUGUUGCUAUCAUUUUCUAUAUUGUGCACGUCUGGUUAGCAGACCUGCAGCAAUCCCUGGGUCCAGAGUCCGAGCACGAGGCCCAGUUUAUCAGCAUCCUGCUGCAGUGGCAGCUCAGCUACACGGAGUCGCUCUCCACUCAGGAGUUGCUGCAGAGCAGGGAGGUGCGACAUGGGGAAAUCCAGACCCUGCAGCAGAAAUAUAAGCGUGGGAAGAAUAAAAAUAAAUAAAAUCGACAGAUAACCCCAACAAUAUAGAUAUUUAGGCAGUGCCUCAAAGCCGAGCUCCUGCUGAGUGUAUAAGCAAAAUAUUCACAAGGGCACAAAAUCAACCUGAAUAGAAGAAGAAUAAAAGUAUAUGAACCAUCAAA
Messenger RNA from Neoarius graeffei (lesser salmon catfish), 7510 nucleotides. RefSeq lists its product as uncharacterized. Gene Ontology annotation, molecular function: structural constituent of eye lens. The transcript has 22 exons. Lineage: Eukaryota; Metazoa; Chordata; Actinopteri; Siluriformes; Ariidae. The coding region runs from base 211 to 5919 and encodes 1902 amino acids. The record is from RefSeq and is a predicted model, not a curated record. Gene Ontology annotation, biological process: lens development in camera-type eye; visual perception.